AUGUGUGCACUGGAGCUGGAGCUGAGAUCUAGGUCAAAAUUAGCCCAGAAGUAUAAUACUUUGGUUGCAGCUGGAUUGCUCCCAGGAUUUGAUUUCACUAUGGACACACAAGGAGUUUUGCUGGUGGACUAUGGUUCCUGGCUAAAGACAGGACAAACUGAAGACUUCCCCACUUACAAAUCAGUGCCUGAACUUUACAGCAGCAUCCAGGAGCCUCGCUGGAGGAGGAGGCCGCGCCGCAACUCCCUGACGGAGGAGGACGGCAGCCAGGAGUUCUCCACCCGCAGCCGCUUCCUCUACUAUCUCUUCAGCCUGGGCACGGAGUUGGGCAACGAGCUCUUCUACAUCCUCUUCUUCCCCUUCUGCAUCUGGAACUUGGACGCCUGGCUGGGCCGGAGACUGAUCAUCAUCUGGGUGUGGGUGAUGUACCUGGGGCAGUGCACCAAGGAUGUGAUCCGCUGGCCGCGGCCUGCGUCCCCGCCCGUGGUGAAGCUGGAGGUCUUCUACAACUCCGAGUACAGCAUGCCCUCCACCCACGCCAUGUCGGGCACUGCCAUCCCCCUGGCUCUCCUGCUGCUCAGCUACGGCCGCUGGCAGUAUCCCCUUGUAUUUGGACUGAUUCUUGCAUUCUGCUGGUGUUCUUUGGUUUGCUGUAGUCGAAUUUAUAUGGGAAUGCAUUCAAUUUUGGAUGUUAUUGCUGGAUUUCUGUAUGCUAUUCUCAUCUUGGUUGUCUUCCAUCCAGUUGUGGACCUGAUUGAUAACUUCAAUUUAACUUACAAAUACGCACCCUUGAUUAUCAUCAGUCUCCAUUUAGCCCUGGGCAUCUUCUCUUUCACUCUAGACACCUGGAGCACCUCACGAGGAGACACAGCUCAGAUCCUGGGCUGUGGUGCUGGAGUAGCCUGUGGCUCUCAUGUUAACUACCUAAUGGGUCUAAAGCUAGAUCCUCCUCCCCAUACCUUACCUUUGUCUCUUUCCUCUCUCACUGUGACUGUGUUUGGAAAAGCCAUAUUGAGGUUGUUGAUUGGAGUCAUAGUCCUGUUGUUAACAAAAGUAGCCAUGAAAAAAGCCACGAUUCCACUGGCGUGUAGAAUAUUCCGCGUACCGCAUGAGGAUAUACGGAAAGCCAGGCAACGCAUGGAAGUCGAGCUUCCCUAUCGCUAUAUUACGUAUGGAACAGUUGGGUUCUCCCUCAUGUUUAUUGUUCCUUGCCUCUUCCAUUUUAUUGGUCUUUCCUGA
This is a messenger RNA of Chaetura pelagica (chimney swift), 1239 nucleotides long. It is a transcript of the gene SGPP1, whose product is annotated as sphingosine-1-phosphate phosphatase 1. Gene Ontology annotation, biological process: phospholipid dephosphorylation; sphingosine metabolic process. Gene Ontology annotation, cellular component: endoplasmic reticulum membrane. The record is from RefSeq and is a predicted model, not a curated record. Gene Ontology annotation, molecular function: sphingosine-1-phosphate phosphatase activity. NCBI's taxonomy places the organism in Eukaryota, Metazoa, Chordata, Aves, Apodiformes, Apodidae. The coding region runs from base 1 to 1239 and encodes 412 amino acids. The transcript is spliced from 5 exons.